Messenger RNA from Nerophis ophidion (straightnose pipefish), 2704 nucleotides. RefSeq names its product prolyl 4-hydroxylase, beta polypeptide (gene p4hb). Gene Ontology annotation, biological process: protein folding; response to endoplasmic reticulum stress. Gene Ontology annotation, molecular function: protein disulfide isomerase activity. Lineage: Eukaryota; Metazoa; Chordata; Actinopteri; Syngnathiformes; Syngnathidae. The coding region runs from base 176 to 1714 and encodes 512 amino acids. The transcript is spliced from 11 exons. The record is from RefSeq and is a predicted model, not a curated record. Gene Ontology annotation, cellular component: endoplasmic reticulum.
GCAUGCGCACUGCAGCUGACCCCCCUCCGCUUCCCGAGCGCACUGCCACGUUAGUGAGCGCCAGACACAAAAAACUAGCACCAAAAAAAAAAACAAUAAGGAAGAACAAAGAGCAACUUUGACUGUGUCCCUCAUUGUCCAUAUCUGUCCUGCGGAAGACUUGUCGUCGACGAAGAUGCUCAAGAUAUUCCUCCUGUGCACGUUAGCCGUAGCCAUUCCGGCGGAGAUCGCCGAGGAAGAUGACGUCCUGGUGCUUAAGAAAAGUAACUUCGACGAGGCUCUCCUACUGCAUCCCAACAUCCUGGUAGAAUUCUAUGCCCCAUGGUGUGGUCACUGCAAGGCGCUGGCUCCGGAGUAUGCCAAGGCCGCUGGAAUGUUGAAGGCGGAGGGUUCAGCGAUCCGCCUGGGUAAGGUUGACGCCACGGAAGAGAACGACCUGGCUCAGGAGUUUGGUGUCCGAGGAUACCCAACCAUCAAGUUCUUCAAGGGAGGAGAGAAGGACUCCCCCAAAGAGUACUCAGCUGGAAGACAGGCAGAUGACAUUGUUAACUGGCUGAAGAAGCGCACAGGCCCUGCUGUCACCACGCUGGCCGACAUCACUGCUGCACAGUCCCUGAUCGCCGACAGUGAGGUGCUGGUCAUUGGGUUCUUUAAGGAUGUUGAGUCUGAUGGUGCCAAGGCCUUCGAAAAAGCAGCUGAAGCCGUAGAAGACAUUCCCUUUGGCCUUACCUCCGAGGAUGCCGUUUUUACCAAGUUUGAGGUGUCCCAAGACAGCAUUGUCCUCUUUAAGAAGUUUGAUGAGGGACGGAACACUUUUGACGGUGAGCUUACCAAAGAAAGCAUCCUGUCUUUCGUUAAGGCCAACCAACUGCCUCUGGUCAUCGAGUUCACUGAGCAGACCGCCACAAAAAUCUUUGGGGGAGAGAUCAAGUCCCACAUUCUCAUGUUCCUGCCAAAAGCAGCUUCAGACUUCCAGGACAAAAUGGACCAGUUUAAGAAAGCGGCAGAGUCAUUCAAGGGUCAGAUCCUGUUCAUUUUCAUCGACAGCGACGUGGACGACAACCAGCGCAUCCUGGAGUUCUUUGGCCUAAAGAAAGAGGAGUGCCCUGCCAUCCGUCUCAUCACAUUGGAGGAUGAGAUGACCAAGUACAAGCCAGAUAACGAUGCCAUAGUUGCAGAAAGUAUUAUAGAAUUCUGUACACAAUUCACUGAAGGCAAACUGAAGCCUCACCUCAUGAGCCAAGACAUCCCUGAAGACUGGGACAAAAACCCAGUUAAGGUUCUGGUUGGCAAGAACUUUGAAGAUGUCGUCUUCAAUCCCAAGAAAAACGUCUUUGUAGAAUUCUAUGCACCUUGGUGUGGCCACUGCAAGCAGCUGAAUCCCAUCUGGGAAAAGUUGGGAGAGAAAUACAAGGACAGUGCUGACAUUGUUGUGGCAAAGAUGGACUCCACAGCCAAUGAGAUUGAAGCAGUCAAAGUCCACAGCUUCCCCACACUUAAAUUCUUUCCGGUGGGAGAUGAACACAAGGUGAUCGAUUACAAUGGGGAGAGAACAUUGGAAGGCCUCACCAAGUUUCUGGAGAGUGGUGGUCAGGAUGGAGGUGCUCCUGCUGGGGAUGAUGAUGAUGACGACGAUGAUUAUGAUGAGGAUCUAGGUGAAGGUCAGGACGAGGACUCUGACGGUGAGGACGACGAUGGUCAUGACGAGUUGUAAGAACUGGUAGGAGAGAAAAAAGGAGUUCCACCCUGUCCCCUCUUUACAAGUCAUUACACUAACUUCACUUUUAAUUGAACCCCCCUGGCCCCGAGAACAUUAAUAAGUCACUUGCGUUAACCGCCCAGUAGUUGGCCAAGUCAGCACAUGAGUGGCGAGGCGGCCCCGAAUCUCAUUUUGUUUUAUUUGAAGGGGGAGGGGCUGCACGGUGAUGCCUCCAGCAAGGCUUCCACGCCAACUCUCUGCCUUUUUUUCCUCAAACUUGAUUUCUUUUAGCCAUCAAGAGUCUGUGCACUAAAGCGGUUUUGUGCGUGGACAAGUGGCCAUCUUGUUUGUAUUUUCCCUCGCCGCUAAGCAACUUCUUGCCAAUCUGUGUAGUUAAAGAUCUUCAUUUGUUUCUCCCCUCACUCGUCUGAGGAGGACUGACCAUUUUUCUAAAAACAACAAAUGCUAACUUUUUUCGACUAGGGGGGGAAAAACAUGUUUUAUUUAAUUUCUUUAUCUUUUUUUUUUUUUUUUUUAAUGUUUGACCAUCGUGCCCAGUUGGCCUCGUUGGGCAGAGUUGGCACUUGGACACACUCAGGCCAUGGAUGUUUGGUUUUGGCGUUUUUUGAGUGGGUUCUGCAAAGUGGCGUUGUGUUCAUGCCUCACUAGAGAUUGUUUUUGGUGACUUAAACAGGACAUUUGAUGUUGGUUUGAGAGAAGUGCUUGUUAAUCUAAAGCGCCUCACACACGCUGUACCUUGUAUCCAUCUUGGCUCCCACAACACGCUACUUGUCACCGUGAACUCAAGUGGGAAUGGAUCAUUUGCAUUUAGUCUUAUUGACUAAAAUAGAUUGUACUGUAUUAGGUGGUGACACAAGUAGAGCUAGGAGUUUACGUUUAACAUCUGUACAGCAGUGAGGGAUACUUAAAGCAUUCCAUCAUAAUCCAGAUUGGUGUGGAAAAUGUGAAAUGGUGGCCAAUAAACAAAAAAAAAUGAAAAACACA